UUGUUAUUGUUGUUGUUGUUUGAAUUUGUCUUUGAUAUCAACAAGUUGUUGUUGUUGUUUGUUAUUUUGAUUAUUUUCGUUUAUUAUUGAUAUUUAUAAAAAUUUUUUACAUUUUCACAUAACCAAACAGUUCAAACAUUUGAUAAAGGCAAUAAUUUUGAUCGAACGAUAAAUCAUUUUCUUUAAACGAAAACAAACAAUAAUGGCAAUAAUUAUGGCUAUUGGAAAUAUUUCCAAAAUUAUUCUAUUUACCUUUGGUUGUUAUCAAAUAUUAUUUAUGAUUAGUGUAAAUUGUCAAUCAUAUUUUGGUAAUAGUAAUGGUGCUGUUGCUCCUACUUCUGGUAUUGGUAGCAAUGGUUAUCAAAAUAAUCAUGGUAAUGCAUGGCAAGGAUAUCGUAGUUAUUUUGAGCAACCACAACAACAACAACAACCAUUCCAACAAUUCUAUUCAGUUGUACCGCAACAACAACAACAACAACAGCAACGAAAUUAUUAUCCAACAAGACAAACAACAUCAACAAUACAAGUAACAUCAUCAUCAACAUCUACUGCAACUUCCAGUUCCGAACCAUUAGUUGCUGUUGCAAAAAUUGAAGGCAAAGAUGUACAAGGAAUUGUACAAUUUCGACAAAUGCCAAAUUCAAUGAAUUUACAAGUAUCCGGUCGUAUAACCGGAUUGACACCCGGUUUACAUGGUUUUCAUGUACAUCAAUAUGGUGAUACACGUAAUUCUUGUACUAGUAUGGGUGGACAUUUUAAUCCAGAUAAUAAUAAUCAUGGUGCACCAAAUGAUCAACAAAGACAUGCCGGUGAUUUGGGUAAUAUUGAAGCCAAUCAAAAUGGUAUGGCUGAAUUUAAUAUGUUAGAUCAACGUAUUUCAUUGACUGGACAAUAUUCAAUUCUUGGUCGUGGUGUAGUUGUACAUGCCAAUCAAGAUGAUCUUGGUCGAGGUGGUCAACAAGAUAGCCGUACAACGGGUAAUGCCGGUGGUAGAGUUGGAUGCGGUAUUAUUUCAUUGGCUGCUCAAUGAAAAUAAAAAAAUUAUCGAAAAAAAAA
Messenger RNA from Dermatophagoides pteronyssinus (European house dust mite), 1056 nucleotides. RefSeq names its product superoxide dismutase [Cu-Zn] 5-like. Gene Ontology annotation, biological process: superoxide metabolic process. Lineage: Eukaryota; Metazoa; Arthropoda; Arachnida; Sarcoptiformes; Pyroglyphidae. The record is from RefSeq and is a predicted model, not a curated record. Gene Ontology annotation, molecular function: copper ion binding.